UUUUUUUUUACAAAAUGGAGGGCUUGCGUCGCCUGCUUGUCCGCCGUGCGUGGCGCCGCACGAGAGACGUCAUUCCAGCGGAGAGUUAAAAUGCUGCGUUACGGAAGGACGUACGUCUCAUAGAUAAGGAGCACGUAACGGCCACACGCAACAUGAACAUAGACUGUAAAUGCUCAUAGCAGCGCAACAGUGGGAUGGCAACCACUGAGGAUGUGAGCAUGUCCACGGAGCAGGUGGUGAUGGUGAAGACGGAUGGUGAGCCUGAUGAUCUGAAUAAAACCCAAGUCAUCCUUCAGCUCCAGUCCCUUACUGCUGGAGAUGAGCCUGCUGAAAUAAAUGCAUCUGUCACGACUGAUGAAACACAUCCAGAAGAUGCUGAGGAAGUAGAUGUUGAAGAUGGCUGCCCUAUAACAUGCGGUGACAGUAAAGCCAUGUUGCUGGUGAAGAAGUUUGUAUGCCCAGGAAUCAAUGUAAAAUGUGUAAAGUAUGAAGAUCAGCUGAUCAGUCCGAAGCAGUUUGUACAUAUUUCUGGAAAGGCUACACUGAAAGACUGGAAACGAGCAAUCCGAAUGGGCGGCGUCAUGUUAAGGAAAAUAAUGGAUUCAGGCCAGCUUGACUUCUAUCAACACAGUACGUUGUGUACAAACACUUGUCGAAGCACCAAGUUUGACCUCCUAAUCAACAACACACGGUUCCCACCUGAUGGCAGUGGACUCACAUCUUCUCCGGCUCAGGAGUCCUUGGAAGCCAAGACUGGAGGUGACAAUACAACAGUGAAGCCAGUCGAGAAGGCCAACUGGGUCUCAAGUUCACUGGACUCUACAAACAAGGACUCUCGGGAAAUCUCAGAGGAAACACUGAACUUUUGGAUAGGAAUUGCUGAUGUGGGUUUGCUGGGAGAAGUGGUGGCCAAAAUCAGCAGUGAGUUGCUGGAGCUGUUGAAGAAUAUACCGUUGCUCAAGCAGUCAGCUUUCUUACAGGACACAGAGAUCGCAGUGCUUAGUAAUCUUGGUCAGGUGUUUGGACUGCUGGAUACGGUCAAGAAGAUGCUGGAGAAGAGGAGGCAGCAGACUGAUCCCAACCAGGAGCACAUUCUCAGCGUCCUCAGCAACUUGGACCUGCAGUUGGUGGAACAGCAAAAGCAGCAACAGGUUCAAUCUCUUCUCACAUGCCCACAGCUGCCUGCCAAAAGCGGAAGUGCCACCAAACGUCCGACAAAGAGACCUCGUUUGCAGAGACCCAUUACUAACACCACCAUCCUGACGUCCAGCUGUAACGAUCAGACUAACGCGACAACGCCGCAGUUCACCAUUCUGUCCCCAAUCUCAUUAUCCUCGCUGUGUCAGCCAUUCACUGUGGCAGAUUUACCCAUCGCCUCCUUAGCCCAGACGUCCAACACCGUCACGCUGUUCCCCACCGGCUCACAGCUCUUCACGCGUUACAUGGUGACCGGGGACGGAAAAGCGGACAGUAUUGCCUUGCACACGUCUCCUGGCCUCACGCUGGUGGACGCCAGCUCUAUGCAGGACUCCGGACAUUUAAGUACGUUAGUGAGCCCUGUAGAGCUGGUACAUCUCAGCCAGCAGACUGUAGAUGGCGACGCGCUGCCUUUGGAGGGGCAGGUGGUGGACAGCACCAUGUUGAUGCAACAGGAGUUGAUACAGGGGGAGGUGGAGACCAACCAGGAGCACACUGUCAUAGAGAUCAACCCACCUCAAGUAGAAGAAACAAUAGGCGUCAUGGAGCUACAGUUGACUGAUGAGUCGGGUGGAGAUGAGGCUGGAAUCAUGGUAAAGACCAGGAUGGAGAUCACAGUCGAUGAGGCGGAAGAGACGCCAUGUCAAAUGCAGGUUGCAGAGGCACAAGCCGUUCAGGGAGUGGAGUUAGAUUCCACUGGAUCUGGUGUGCAGAUUGUGGUGAUUGGAGAAAAUACUCAGGACACAUAAGAGAUAUCAAUCCAAGCAGGGUAGGAAAAAGUGGACAAAAUAUCAUGAACUUCAUGAUUCGACCCUGUUAUUGUGAAUUCUAUUUAUUUGCAAAAUUCAUUAACCUCCUGUAGUUUGCAUUGAAUCAAUUUAACAUUUUCUUCAAAAGCCGAACCCCAGAGUGCAGCAGGAUUACAUUUAUUUUGCUAUGGUAACGACAAUGCAACUCUUGUAGUAUCGUUACCAUAU
Molecule: messenger RNA, 2174 nt
Organism: Nerophis ophidion (straightnose pipefish)
Lineage: Eukaryota; Metazoa; Chordata; Actinopteri; Syngnathiformes; Syngnathidae
Gene: gmeb1
Product: glucocorticoid modulatory element binding protein 1
Exons: 10
Coding region: 195-1946 (583 amino acids)
Biological process (GO): positive regulation of transcription by RNA polymerase II
Cellular component (GO): nucleus
Molecular function (GO): RNA polymerase II cis-regulatory region sequence-specific DNA binding; DNA-binding transcription activator activity, RNA polymerase II-specific
Source: RefSeq, a predicted model, not a curated record